Caenorhabditis elegans is the source of this 806-nucleotide messenger RNA. It is a transcript of the gene C24H12.6, whose product is annotated as BZIP domain-containing protein. The transcript has 8 exons. Lineage: Eukaryota; Metazoa; Nematoda; Chromadorea; Rhabditida; Rhabditidae. The record is from RefSeq and is marked reviewed. The coding region runs from base 180 to 806 and encodes 208 amino acids.
GAAUGUGUCACUCUUCUCAUAGGAAUUCUGUUUGUCGUUUUGUAUGUGAAUGAAUGGCCUCAGAACAACACGGAGAACAGGACUGUAUUGGGAAUUUGGGCAACCUGCGGUUAUUUAUUCCUAAACUUCAUCACAUAUCUUGCGAACUUCGACGUAACUGAAAGUUACAACACGUGGGAAUGGAUCGCUUUUUUCCUUCUGAUGUUAUUUCAAAUCAUGCUGGUGCAUUGUUAACAAUAUGGAGCGUCGAGCUCCCACUUUCAAUUUCUCAACCAUUAGCGAUUUAUAAUCUGAUCACGUCAUGGAGGCUCAAUUAUCUUCACUAUGUCGAUAAUCCGAUUCGAAGACUAAUCGAUAGAUAUCGUAGAAAAAAUAAAAACAACGAUUUAGAAAGUAAUGUUGUUGCAACUAAAGCAAAACUAAUUGAAGAUAUUAAGCUGAAAAUCUCAGAGCUGGCUACAUUGGAAAACAAAUUAAUUUGUGCUGUGAUCUUGACAAAGGAUGCUGGGUGCCUCAACAACCAGAACCAAUCAACCCAAUCUGAAGAACUUUCUAUAACAACUGCCGAUUCGCAGAUUAAUGCUCUUUCAAUUAGAUCAGAUCAAAAUUACUGGAACAGUGACAUUCGUGGAUCAGUACUUGGAUAUCUGAAUGAACAAGCGGCUCUCGAUGUGUUGACACGCAACCCAGUUACUACACAGCCUCUUCCACCAUCGUCCACCGUCAUCGCUCCAGCCCGUUCUUCAACUCAACAUGUGCCAACAACGGAUACCCCACUGCGUGAUCUUCCAUCCAGUCAACAAUAA